Messenger RNA from Gallus gallus (chicken), 6873 nucleotides. It is a transcript of the gene PDYN, whose product is annotated as prodynorphin. Lineage: Eukaryota; Metazoa; Chordata; Aves; Galliformes; Phasianidae. Gene Ontology annotation, molecular function: opioid receptor binding. The record is from RefSeq and is a predicted model, not a curated record. Gene Ontology annotation, biological process: sensory perception; neuropeptide signaling pathway; chemical synaptic transmission. The transcript has 2 exons. Gene Ontology annotation, cellular component: neuronal cell body; axon terminus; dendrite. The coding region runs from base 4676 to 5623 and encodes 315 amino acids.
GCCCCGGCGGGGCUGACGGUGUUAUGUAACGGUGGGGCCGGAGCGGCUGUGCGGUGUUGGGGGUCGGUCCACCCCGCCGCGUCCGCCGGUAUUGCAUCUCGUGUUCUGGAACGCCUGCAGGGAUGGUGACCUCCCCUCCCCCCCCCCCAGGCAGUCUGUGCCAGCGCAGCACCGCUCUUCCCCAGGAGGAAUUUCUCCUAAUGCCCCACCUGACCCCCCCGCCCCAACGUGAGGCCGUGGGGAGCACAGCCGGCCGCCCCCAUCUCCUUUCAGGGAGCGGUGAGGUCCCCCUCAGCCCCCUCUGCUCCACACCACUCCGCACUCCGUGAUCCCCCCGAAAUACGGGACACACUGGGGGGGGUCCUGCGGUGGCUCUGCGGGCAGCGCGCACCCCACGUGGGCAGCCCCAACGCGUGCUUCGAGCUCCGUCCGCUUUGCAGUGGAAGCCCUUCACCCCCCCCGGCCCGGCAGGCGGUGUGGGGCCGUCCCUCCUCCUCCAGCCCCGCUCCGUGGGGCGCAGCGCGCAGCCAAAGGCAGCUCGGCACGAGGCCGCCCCGAACGCCGCUCACUGCCGCCCUCCGCCCGCAGCCGCUGUCCCUGCGGCUCUCAUCGCCCCUUCUUCCUCUCCGUAUCCCCCCCGCCAUCCCCCGCUGUGUCCCCCCGGCACAGCCCCGUGCCGCUGCCGCUGCGUGCCGCUGCCUCCCACCCGCUGUGCCACGCACUUUCGUCCCCCUCCCCUCCGAACCCGCUUAGAACCGAUGCAGUUGGAAGCAAACUUAACUUUUCUAUUACCGCACAUCUCUCUUACCCAGGUGCUUAAUUACCAUUGUCCCAGGGAAAUGUCAGCGUGACUCACAGGCGGUUUCCCAUUAGGAAGAGACGGAUGAAUAUUAAUUACGCUGGCAGGUGGGCGGGUUUGGUGGCAGCGCCUUUCCCAAAAGGGCCGUGUCACCCCCACGCCCACCCGGACCGCGGGGACCAGAACGCGUCCGGCCCUGCGCACAUAGAAAGUAAUGGGGGCUGCGGGGCUCUGCGGAUGGGAGACCCCCAUCUCUCCCUGCGGCGAGCGAGGUGGAGGCACCUGCUCCAUCCCGUGCGCAUGGGUCCGCCUCCAGAAGCCCCACUCCCUAUAGGGCAAUACCUGGGGAUGGGGAUGCUCCAGGUGUGUGCUGGGAGCCGGUGCUGCUGCCGGCAGGGCUGCUUUUGGGAUGCUCCACACCGUGAUCCCUGGGCACGGCACACACCUGGAGAUAGGGCUCCCAGAGCAGCUACAGCAGGAUGGGAACUAAUGGUGCACCGGCAGGAGGUUGGUCCUGGGGACGUGCAGGGCGAGAUAGGGACUGCUGCUGGCUGCAUGUAGUGGUUUUGGUGUGAGAACCCUCUGUGGAAGCCCGUGGUGCUCAGUAGUGAGGGUGAAACCUCCUGGGGCUGCCCACACAGCACUGAGGAUGCCAGUGUGGUUUGUGGCUGCCUUUUGUUCUCGGCUUUGUUCUGCUCCUGCAAACCUUCAGCUGGGGGUGAAAACACUGCUGUCCCCUCCCUGUGCGCUCACUGGGACUGAGCAUCCCCAUCGCUGCAGGACUGCUACCUCCCAGCACGGCUUCUGCGGGCUACAUCCCCUAUGUCAGCCCUGGGAAGUGGGGGAUGCUUGGCCCUCGCUUCACCCCUCCAUGCCCUGCUCCCUGGCUGAGCCAAAACCCACGCCCAGCAAAACCCACGAGGUGCCACGUGCUGUCCACAUGUGGCACCCCAAAGGUGGUGGUGGCAGUGCAGGCAGCCAGCUCCCAGCCAUGCCCAUUCCCUGUGCAUGGGGAAGGCUGAGCGCGGGCACCGCGUCCGGCAGCUGGUGCUCGAGCCGGGGAGAGAGGCAGGUUGCUGGGAAACAUCCCUCUUGAGCACCGAUAAAAAUAGCUCCGUCUUCAAGGCGAGAGGGCGGGCUGUGCGGCAGCCGAUGGGGCAGUGGGGAUGGGAUGGGAUGGGAUGGGGGUGGGAAUGGGAUGGGGAUGGAAUGGGCACAGGGUGCUUUGGUGUAGUGUGUGGGCACUGGGGCUGUCAGGAUGCAGUGCUGAUGAGGCACAGUGGUGCAUGGGUUGGGGGUUCCCCAGCACUGCCCAUCCCCAAAUUGGGCUUAGAGAUAUGUGCCCAGGGUAUGGCGCUAAGCGGAGGGUGCAGGGGCUCCCUGCCUCCCACCACCACUCUCCCCCAGCCCUUUUGUGUUCAUCUCUUGGGGUUUGUCCCCAAGAGGAGUUUGGCUUUGCCCCUUGCCCUUUGGGUGGCCUCCAUCCUCUCCCCAGCUUCACCACAAGGCUGGGGCUUCUCCCAAGCUGGGAGCAUGAAGCUGAGGGCUCCCCAUCUCCCACACCUCGGGCAGGGCUUGCAUUCAGCACCCAGCAGCCAAGAGAGACCCCUGCCCACUGCCCACGCCGAGGACCCCAACGGGGUAGCAGCGACCAGGGGGCAUCCUGGAGCGCUCACACCCGGCCCCAGGGGCUGCAGCGAGGGAGCCCACCCGGGCUGUGGCGGGGAUGCUGCGGGGCUGAUUAUUCACAGCUUUCCUCGCCCCGAUUGGCUCCGCAGCGCUGAGCGGAGUGGGGCCCCGCCGCAGGAGGAGACUCGGUGGCCAUAAAAGCGGGCGGGCGGGCGGCGGGCGGUGAGUACGGUGUGCACCCAGCGUGGCCCAUGCCCAGCUCAGCCUGACCCGAGAGCACAGCACAGCACAGCGGGACGGGGCACGCAGCAGGUAGGGACGGGGUGCAUGGAUUUGGGGUUCCCUUCUCUUUACCCGCACGCACCUUGAUGCUGGGCAUCGCUGCUGCUCGAGGGAGUGUGACUCAGUUUGUUUCAAAACAUCCCCGAGCUGCCGUGCUGGGAGCAUCUCGCACUUCACUCGUUGCUUUAUUGCUUUAUUUCAAGACUCACACGCUCGCUGCAGGUGCCCCACUCAUCCCCCGGCGGUUUCGCAGCAUCGCUAUCCUGGGGCUCGGGGCGAUGCUGAUGCCAUGGCUGUGUGCUCAUAUGGAGACAGCACAGCCCCAGAGCAAUGCUGAGCUCAGAGAGGGGACGGGAUGGGUGAUGGCACAGCGCUGGGUGUGCUGUGAUUUGAAAGGUCAUUGUAAGGAGAGGAGAGAGCUGCUGGGAGUGGGCUCUGCUCCUCCACAGGUAUCUGUGUGUCCCAAGCUGUCUGGGAGAAACACCUGCAGCUCGGGUGUGUGCACUGAGUGGUGACAUCUCUGUGUAGAAAUGCUCAGAGAUGCAGAGGGUGACGGUUGGGAGCAAAGCCCUCCAUGGCCGUGCUGUGCUCUGGCACCUGCUGCGCACCCGGGGCUGCUCUCCAUUCCCCCAUGCCGGUGCAUCCAGGGCUGUAACCUGGAGCUGUGGUGCACAGACGCACCUGGGGCUGUCCUAAAGGCACCAAAAACCUGAGCAGAAAAGGGGCAGAGAAGGAGCGGCCAUGCAGCACACACAGGACACGGGUAGGAACCCAGAGCUACCUCAGUCCCUUGCAGCACUGCUGUGAUCGUGCAGACGCAUUCCCCAGGAUGGAUGCUCCGGGCAGAGCUCACCUCAGGGUGCUCCAGGUCCCACGGUCCCACACUGCAACCCCUUUUUCUUCCUCUUCCCUUUGUCUCUCCCCUUUCUGAGCAUCCCUUCUCACUUUCACAUAAAGCCCUGCCUUGCCUCCCCUUUCCCUGCCCCGCUCUCUCCCCCUCCUGCAGCAGCAGGACGGCAAAGCACCGUGGGAGCAUCUGUGCUGAGGUACGUUCACAGGGGGUGCACGGGGCACUGCGGGGCUGCAGCAUCCAGGCAUCAUAGCACGGCCAGCACUUACCUUAGCAGCAGGUGAGUCCUCUCUCCUCGCUUAGUGCCACUGAGAUGAGCAGGGGCUGUCAGUGCUGCUGUGCCCAUCUCCGUGCCCAUCCCAGGGUGAUGCGCUCGGGCUGUGCGGCGCAGCCGAAGGAUGCAGAUUUCUCGACACACGAUGGUGCAGAUAAUUCAAAUUCAAAUUUAAUUUAGCAUGAAUUAAUACUGUGGCAUUAACAUUUCUUCAUCAGCGCCAAUUAGAGUACAUUAGCAGACAGUGCCGAAGAAUACAAUAGUCUCUAAUAUGCGUCAUUAACGUGUAACUGAUCCCUCUGGGUCAUGCCUUCCCACCUCGGAUUGAAGCAGGCGCGGAGGCGGUGGGAUGCUGUUGGGUCGGCUCUUGCUCCUGGAACUGGUGGCACUGCGGCCCCUGGGUUCUGCAGGUGCUGCUCCGGGUUCUGGUGCCCCACUCCAACCCGCUGCACAGCACAUGCAGCCCUCCUGGCCUCGUGCGGGGCUCUCGGAGCCUGGAGAGCGGUGGUUGCAGCCAGCAGGUAGGAUUAAGCCUGGGAUCAGCGUUCUGCCCCUCCCCACGCAAGCAGCAGGUGGGAUGAGGGAUGCAGGGGGUGCAGCGUGGGGUGAGGCUGUGCUGGAGGUGGGUGACCCCGUGCCCCUGUCCUGCCCUGCAUCCUCCGCCCCCUUCUGCCCGCGGCUCCAUGUCUCGGCACUGUUCUUCCCCGGCCAAGGGGAGGGCUGAUUCAUCCCCUCCGUGCCACGCAAACGCGCAAUGGCAAUAUUGCAGAGAGCUGUGAUGCUGGAAGGAACGAGAGACUCUGCCUGCAAAUGAUACGUGCCGGGCGGUGGAAGGGCUGGGAUGGCGCUUUGGUCCUCGUGCAUGAGCCCACACGGGUCAGUGUCCUGCAGCAUCCCUUGGGGCGCUCCCCUGGGAGCAGAUCCCAGAGGUGGGUCGUGUGGGUGCAGGCACAGCUCCCCAGGACCAGGCAGAGGAGGUGGGUGCCCGCUGCACACCAACGGGCUCUGGGCAUGGAUAAGUGUUGGCUCCCAGCUCUGGGAUCAGAUAGGUGAUGCUCUGUGUACUCUCACCCUACCCAGGCAGCGGGGCACAAUGGCACAGCGGGUGCUGGCGCUGGUACUCUGCCUGUCUCUGGCUGCAACAGCCUCCGCCGACUGUGCGACCCAGUGCUCCCUCUGUGCCAACCAGGCACGUGGCACCGAGAGCAGCAUGCAGCCCCUGAUGUGCCUGUGGCAGUGCCAGGGCUCCUCUCCGCCUGGCGCCGAGUGGGAGAGCUGCAGGAAGGCACUGGCACUCCUGGCCCCGCUGGUGGCCCUGGCCGAGGGGACAGAAGGGACAGAACCAUCCCCAGCAGAGGCGGAGGAUGAGGCAGAGCCGGAGCAGGAUCCCAGCCCCGAGGAGCUGCCACUGGCACCAGCCAAACGCUACGGAGGCUUCAUGAAGAAGCUGGCCAAGGGGAGGCUGCUGUCUCUGCUGCGCGACAACGCCCACAGCAAGGGCGGCCUCAGCAAGAAGUCGGGGGGCUUCAGCCACGGUCCAGGGGAGCGGGCGGCCCCUGAGAACUACCCGGGGCCGGGGGGGGGCGAGGAGCCCGAGGGUGCGGGGGCUGAGGGGCAGGAGCUGGCCGAGCUGCACAAGCGCUACGGGGGCUUCAUGCGCCGCAUCCGGCCCAAGCUCAAGUGGGACAAUCAGAAGCGGUACGGGGGUUUUCUGCGGCGGCAGUUCAAGGUGACCACGCGCUCGGAUGAGGACCCCAGCGCCUACUCAGGAGAGGUCUUAGACCUAUAGAGCCCGGCAUGGGACAGGUCCCCGUGCCACCAGCCCGACCCCUGCCGUCACCCCAUCCCCAUCCCUUUGUCCCCUGCUCCAAGCGGCUGCCACCACCCUCGCCUCAUCGUCCUCAAAGGGCCACGGGCUCCGCCACCCCCACCCCAGCCCUGUAAAUGUCCCAGUUCUGCCCCCCGUUGUCUCUCUCUGGUUCACCUGCACACCCUUUAGGGACCCUGCGCACCCAGGGGAUGGUAUCACACCCCAGCUGCUGGCAGCACAUCCAGUGGGGAUGCAACCCCAGCCCUGCCACAGCUGCAGAUGCACAGCUGGGGCUGGAAAACAUCGCAGCUGAUGGAUGAGGGAACAGCUUCCAAGCCCCAGGAAGGAUGAGCCUGAGCAGGGCUGGGACGCAGCCAGCGGGGCCAGGGGGCUGUACAGUGGCCAUAGGGAGGGGUGGCAGGGCAGCAGGGGGCUGAGCAUCCCCAUCCCUUCCCCAGUCCACCCAUUGCACCCCGCUCAUCCUAGCGCCCACCUGGUCCCGCUGCCUUCCCUGAUACAAGAACACUCUCUGGUUCACCCCAUCUGGGCCCCCUGCUCCCCCCACAGCCAAUAAAAGGCAGAUGCCAACAAAGCCAUGGUGGAUGCUGAGCAUCAUCUUCCUCCGGGUGGAUCCAGUCCUCAGGGACGAGGGGAUCACACACCCCAAACCAGGGCCUGGGGAGUGCUCCCAAAUCCCAUUGCUGCUACCCUAAGGCCACGCCGUGGUUGCGAACCCAGGCACAGUGACCAAACCAUCCCAUUCCCACACAUGCUUUGAGCACAGUGCGACCGCCAGCAGCAGCUCUGUGCCAGCAAACCCCAACCCGUGCAGAACUUUUCCCUAGCCUCCCUGCCCAGGGCUGCAUGCAACCUAAGCUGUUGGGGGAUGCAUGCUCAGGGCCCCAGCACCGACCACCCCAACCCCAGCAUCACCUCUCCUCCUCCUUUUCCCUUUGCUGCAGCACUGGAUGAACCCCCUCCAAAAACAACACGAGCUGCUGCUGGCCCCCCCACCACACACUGACAGCCCCGAGAGCCACCCACACACAGGACUUUCCACUUUUAUUAUAAAAAUAUCUCGCAAGCAAAAAGAAAAAAAAAAAAGAAGAAAAAAAAAUCAUGGUCAGUACAGGCAGUCACACAGAUCCCAAAGCAGUGCCAGGGCUUCCCCCACCCCACACCAGUCCCAUGGGUGCUGAAGGGGGGGGGGUCCUGGGGCAGGGGACACA